GAACUGAUAGCAACAAGAUUGAUUCCGUUCGUAAACCGUUUUUCCCCUUGACACGGGGAAUGAACGAGGAAAAAAAAAGAAAAGCUCUGAAGCCAUAUCAAAUAAUGACGCAAGCCCCUGAACAAUUUAACAGAGCUCUCACGCGUCCUUCAAUUUGCCCUACCGACUAAAAAGAUCAGUCGUCACAGCCUUAUCCUUUGUCCAGCACCGGAGUCACGCAGCUACUACACCGAAGGGGUCGAGUCAGUUUAGGUGCAUCAUUGGACCAAUAAAGCCGUGCAGUAUCUAAAGUCGAAUCAAAUCCUUUGCGCGUUUCAUUGACAUUGUCCGUCUACGCCAUGAAACCAGGGCUCCUUCUACACCAUUUCCUCAGCUCAAUUGUGGUGCCGUUCAUUUUGCUGUUAUUGUUUGAUGGCAUCAAUCAAGCGAACGCCAUCGAUUGUGGCCGUUGCUCGUGCAUUAAAGAUCCUGCUACCGGAUUCCAGAACAUAGACUGUAAUGGAAUUCCCUUCGCAGAGAUCAAGCUUACAUUCGGUGUCAAUACCGGAAUUGAAAAAGUCAACCGGUUUAGAGUUAUUCCACUAAACGGAGACUCUCAGAUCCCGGCCGAUUUGUUGGGUACCAAUCAAGUCCGUGUCUUUAACUUGACGAAUUGUGGAAGUAAUAUCAUGAAGAUUGAUCCCAAUGCGUUCAAAGCCUCAACUACAACUACGCUGGAGUUUUUCAUCAAUGAUUGCAACGUUGGCAAUUUGACGUGGUUAUUUUUGAAGGGGUUUACUAAAGUCAACCGGUUGCAGCUGGUAAAGGCAACUAAUAUUCAAUCCUUGAGAACUUUGCCUUCGCUUCCCAGUCUCACACAGCUGUCAAUUACCAGUAGCAAAGGAUUCGAUUCACUCAAUUUUCCUGGAUCAUCUCUUGGGGGUUUGAAAAAUCUUAUCAUGACGGAAAAUGUGGAACUGAACGAUACAAAGGUGGAGUCGAUCCUUGCGACACUGAUGACUGCCAAUGGUCUAGAAAUGUUAUCGUUGAAAAGUAACCCAUUUGUCAGACGUGUUCCGGACACGCUUGCAAAUUUUUCCGCUCUACAUUCGUUGGAUGUUUCCUUGUGCAACAUCGAUUUCAUCGAUUCUCUCUCAUUCUCUGCUCCGGUUGUCAAAGUAGACCUAACGAGAAUCUAUCUAUCAGACAUCUCCGAUAACUCAUUCGAAAACGGUUACUACGGUAACGCGAAGGUUUCACUCGACGGCAACCAGUUGACAGAAUUCAGUUCGACCGUCUACAAAAAAAUCCUAAUAGAAAUGGAAACUUCCCAAACUGGCAUACCCGGCAGUCUCUCUAUUAGAAACAAUCCAAUCACCUGCGAUUGUCAAAUGGCCUGGCUCAUUCGUGACUCUAAAGAACUGCUCCCUUUCGUCUCCGGGACUUGUUCUAACGCAACUGAAUUUCAGGAUCUCAAUCCCAGUUGGUACGAACAGUGCGUCGCCUUGACUAGUACAACUACAACAACAACCAUUACAACUACCACAACUACCACAACUACCACACCCACACCCACAACCACCCCCACCACACAACCGACUACGACAUUUAAUCCAACAAAUUCUGUACCACCAACAAGUGAAGUUCCAACCAGUCAAAAUAACACGACCUCGAGCAUUACAGAAACCGUUCCGACAUUGGCCAUCACGACCACUACUACUGAAAGUGUUCCGCCGACAAACGACAGCAAUAUCAACAUUUUUUUCUACAUCCUUUACGGCCUAUUGGGUUUAGUUGCUUUGAUUUUAAUAGCCGGAUUCGUCUACAUGUGUUUUAAUUAUACCGCAAAGAGGCGAAGGGCGAUGGCAAGGGAUCUGGAAGUUUCUUCUCGUAGGUCGUCUUCCGCUUCUCAUCUAACAGAUCGUCUCGGUUCAGUUUAUAGCGACCAGCUACGUCCUUUGGACCCUCGAGCGUUAGAUCCUCGUGCAUAUUACCUGAGAAUGCCGGAACCUCAUCCACCACCAGUCAAUAACGCCAGGGACUCGAAUUCGGUUCGGAUCACCACGCCCUAUCGACAAGAUCCAGUUAAAAGGAACACAUCAGCACCACCAUCGAUUAACCGAGUACGAGGAUUAAGAAGAGUUCAAUUUUAAAUUACUUAUUGCUUCGCAGUUCUAGCUACCAAUAAUAAAAAUAACAAUUCUUAGACGAAGAUGUUCCAAUUUGUGCCAUGUAUAUAUAUAUUUUUAGUUAGCUGAACCUUUUGAUGAUUGUGUAGUUGUAAGAACUAAAGAAAUAAAUUAUCUGUACAAUAA
Molecule: messenger RNA, 2294 nt
Organism: Daphnia pulex (common water flea)
Lineage: Eukaryota; Metazoa; Arthropoda; Branchiopoda; Diplostraca; Daphniidae
Exons: 7
Coding region: 339-2132 (597 amino acids)
Cellular component (GO): membrane
Source: RefSeq, a predicted model, not a curated record